This is a messenger RNA of Vespula pensylvanica (western yellowjacket), 1377 nucleotides long. It is a transcript of the gene mTTF, whose product is annotated as transcription termination factor, mitochondrial. Gene Ontology annotation, biological process: regulation of DNA-templated transcription; termination of mitochondrial transcription. Lineage: Eukaryota; Metazoa; Arthropoda; Insecta; Hymenoptera; Vespidae. Gene Ontology annotation, cellular component: mitochondrial matrix. Gene Ontology annotation, molecular function: double-stranded DNA binding. The record is from RefSeq and is a predicted model, not a curated record. The transcript is spliced from 4 exons. The coding region runs from base 69 to 1313 and encodes 414 amino acids.
AAGUAAGAAGAAAGAAAUUCAAUGGAUAAUUUGUACGAUAAAGUGAAACAUGUUUAUAAGAAAUAGUAAUGGCAAAUCAACUUGCCUGUAACCUAGUAACGUUGAUUAUUAAAGCAUAUCAAUUACAAACAUAUUCAUUAUUAUUGCAAUAUAGUAUACAAUCAAAAAUAGGUUUAUUUAAUUUAUUAACGAUACAAGUGAUAAGAAAGUAUUCUUCUAAUACUCAUAAAUAUAAUGGGUUUUAUAAAAAAAAUAUGUAUAAUACUUCUGCACAUACAAAGCCUGAUCGAUCAUUAAUUAUUAAUUUAUCAAAUAUUCUUUCAAUCAAUAAGUAUGAAGCAUUAAAAAUCUGGAAAGGUAUUAUUAAAUGUAAAGUAUUAACAAAAGAAGAGAUAAUAAAUAUGAUUACUAUUGCAAAUAAUGCUGGUUUGUCAGUAUCUUCAAUUGUAGAAAACUUACCAAUACUGAUAGAAAACAUUAAUACUUUAGAAGAAAAAAUCGCUUGCAUCAAAAAUAUUGAUGAUGAUAUUUCUGAAAUGCUUUCAUUGCUAAACAUAAAUAAAAAAUAUUUAAGUGUAUUAAUGUUUAAUGAAGAGACAAUUGAAGGAAAGAAAAUAAAUAAAAUUAAAUAUCUUGCAGAUGAAUUACAUUGUAGUGUCCAUACAUUAUGUGAAUAUAUUGAAAAAGAACCCUCAGUAAUAACGCUUUCUAUUAGAAGAAUAAAAGAAGUUAUAAAAACAUUGAAAGAAUUUGAUUAUGAAUUAAAGGAUGUAUUAAUUGCUCUUUGGGUAUUUAAUUAUAAUGCAAGAACCAUACACAGAAGAUCAUCGAUGAUGAAAGCAGCAGGAAUGAAAAAAAUAAUGCCUUGGAUACUUCGAGGUUCUAUACGUGAAUUAAGCAACCAUAUAAAAACAUUAAAGAAAACAGAAAUGUUAGAGGAAAUUUAUGGUAAACAUGUGGAUUUCUUAAGUAAAAGAUUAAAUAUGACUGAAGAUGAAAUUAAAUUUUAUAUUAAUAGAGCACCAGAUUUGUUAGAUGUAUCGAUAAAUAAAUUAGAUAAAGUAAUAAAUAUACUGUAUGAAUAUGGAUAUAACAGUCAAGAUAUGUUGAUGUAUUAUCGUGUUUUCUUACUUAGAACAACAUUACUAGAAGAACGCCUUAAAAUAUUACAACAAUUACGGGGAAAACAUAGACUAUCAUUACUAUAUUGUAAUUCAAAGAUCUUCGAAACUGUAGUUAAAAGUACAUAUAAACCUAAUGCUAAAACAAUACCUGAUGAUAAAACCAUACCUGAUGAUACUGAUGAUAAAUAAAUCUAACAAGUAAAUUUAUAUAUUCAAAAUAUCUCUGUUACUAUAUUCAUUAUAUAUAAAAUAA